This is a messenger RNA of Bufo gargarizans (Asiatic toad), 5163 nucleotides long. It is a transcript of the gene UBN2, whose product is annotated as ubinuclein 2. The transcript has 17 exons. Gene Ontology annotation, cellular component: nucleus. The coding region runs from base 204 to 4184 and encodes 1326 amino acids. NCBI's taxonomy places the organism in Eukaryota, Metazoa, Chordata, Amphibia, Anura, Bufonidae. The record is from RefSeq and is a predicted model, not a curated record.
CCCUAUUAUUAUUUAUGUGGGGUCCAAGAUGGCGGUGGCGCACAGGAUAGUUAAUGUAAUGGAGCUGGUGGCGGCUAGCAGGACAUAGGAGUUUUGCCGUCACCAGUGCUCCGGCUACACGGGGUUGAAGUAAAGGAAUAAGCAAGACGGUCUACAGGCCCUUAGCCUGGUGGUCUCGCAGGAGGCGCCCGUAUCCGUAAAGAAUGGCGGAGCCGCGCAGGGUGCCGUUUGUUAGCCUGUCACCCGUGAAGCCACGCGAGACUGGCGGAAGCUUGCUGGCGGAGCAGCAGCGGAGUACUUCCACCCCGUCGGCCGCUCAGCGCUCCCAGGUAGCUCGUCCUCCGCUUCCAGGUAUGCAGCCGAGGCCUUCUCCACAGACCUCGCUCCAGCGGCCCCAGCGAGAAGCAGCCACUUCCUCCACUACGGUCAGGGAGGCCGGAGCCUGUCCUGCCAAGGCCAACAGUAAAGCGGAGGACGAGAAGCAGAGGGCGGAGAACACCAUCAGGCUGGAGCUCACCCUGACAGACCCCACGGAGGAGAGCUGUGCGGAGUUCAGUUACCGAGUGCUGCUGCAGAACGAGAAGAAAGGCGGCAGUGUGGCCAAGGAGGAGGAGAAAGCUCCACCAUCCAAUGAUCCGUUUAAUGAUGACGAACGUGAAAGGCUUGAAGUAGAAAGAAUUGCAAAGAAAUUUGAAGCUAAAUAUGGCGUAAAAAGUCACCGCCAUCGGAAGGAUCGUAUGCAGGAUCUUAUUGAUAUAGGUUAUGGCUAUGAUGAGACAGAUCCCUUUAUUGAUAACUCUGAGGCAUAUGAUGAGUUGGUUCCAGCGUCAUUGACUACGAAAUACGGGGGGUUUUAUAUAAACACAGGGACACUGCAAUUUCGCCAAGCUUCAGAUUCAGAAGCUGAAGAUUUUGUUGAAAGUAAAAAGCACAAAUCGUCGAAAGUAUCGAAGUUGAAAGAUGAUGAUCGGUCACUUAAGAAACGUAAACGGAAGGAAGACCCAGGAGAGAAGGAAAAACAGUCAAGAAAACUGAAAGUCGCCAAAUCAAUGGGGGUUGUUGCCUUUAAUGCGCAUAAACCUGACAAAAAGAAGAAGAAGCUGUACAAAGACUCCAUGGCUCUCGCUGCAAUGCUUCAGAAAUUUCAGAAGGAGAAAGAUGCAAUGCGAAAAAAUGAAAACAAACCAAACCCACCAACUGUAACUGUAGUUUCUGCCCCUCCAAAGGCCAACACCACUCCCAUUUCCAGCGAUUUGUCUGAUCUGACACUUGGUAAUGACCCCGUCCUUGCCAUCUUUGGUGGGGGAAGUGAGCGAGAGCUUUUACAGGAGGCAGAGUGUGCACUUAAAAUGCUUGGGGAUUUUGACCUUGAUAAACUCUUGGAUUCUGCAUCUAAUGACAGUCCUGCAGCUUCAGAUCAGGGUGAGAAUGGGAACGUGGUACAGUCAACAAAUCCAGCCCAGGUGCAGACACCAAAACCAAUCCCACCUCUUCCUGAGGGUCUUCCAGCUCAGCUGGAAAAAAGAAUUGAAGACCUGCGGGCGGCUGCAAAAAUGUUUGAUGAAGAAGGUCGGAAGAAAUUUUUCACUCAAGAGAUGAAUAACAUUUUGUUAGACAUUGAGUUGCAGCUGCAGGAACUUGGCCCAGCGACUAGAAAUGGAGUUUAUGGUUAUAUCGAAGCAUUUGUACCAUGCACAAAGGAUACUCUUGUGAAACGACUGAAGAAACUGCACCUUCACAUACAGGAUGAUCGACUGAAAGAGCCACUACAAAAACUGAAAACUGCCAUCAGCAAUGUGAUGCCAGGCCAACUGAACAGAUACCAGGAAGAUUGUCAAGCACAUAACCAAGCUAGAAAUGCCAAGCAUCAAGCGGAUGAUGAUCGUGAACGUAAUCCGUCAGAGGAGGAAGAUGAAGAGAAGCCUGGAAAGAGAGUAAUGGGUCCAAGGAAAAAGUUCUGCUGGGAUGACACAAUAAGGAAUUUACUGUGUAAUCUAGUAAAAAUUAAACUGGGAUGUUAUGAACUUGAACCCAGUAAAAGUCAGACUGCAGAAGACUACUUGAAGAACUUUAUGGAAACCGAAGUUAAACCCUUAUGGCCAAAAGGCUGGAUGCAGUCCAGAAUGCUCUUUAAGGAGAGUCGCAGUGUGCAUAAUCACCUCACUUCUGCUCCAGCUAAGAAGAAAGUAAUUUUGGUCCCAAAACUGAAAACUAAGGAAUUAAGUCCAAAAAAAGAACAGAAACUUUCAACGCUUCUCCCUACUGUGGCUCGUACACCUUCUAUAAAUUCUACACCUAUUGGAGGUCCUGCAAGUUCUACUUGUUCUGAGACUAUUUGCCUGGAUGACUCCUUAGAUGAACAGCUUUCUUUCAAAACUCCUUCACUAGAAUCAAUCUCUGAAGCUCUGGCUGUUCUAAACAAUGGAUCCGUCCCACAAUCUAGUUCUCACGCAGAUGCCCCAACCUCCCGGCCAAAAGUUACCCUGAGAGAAGAAAAGCUAGCUUCCAUCAUGAGCAAAUUGCCUCUGGGUGGCCCUAAAAAGGCUGAUACUGCUCAGCAUACCACUAGUCUCAUUGCAGGCCACUCAACCCCUGUACCAAAGAAGCCCCAGGAUCAUGCAACAGCCCAUUCAACAGUGGUGUCUGGGCUCAUUGCAGGUUCUUCCAUUCAGAAUCCCAAAGUGUCAUUGGAACCAUUGCCAGCUAAGCUGCUUCAGCAAGGAUUGCAAAGGUCUUUGCAAGCUGAGGUAUCAUCAUCCUCUACACCUGCUAAAAUGAAAGCAUCUUCUGCUUCUCAACCUAAAACUGCUUGCGCGCCUUCCUCUACUUCACCAUCUCCCACUUCAGUACCAUUGACGUCUUCGUCACAUGCUCAUGUUUCUUCCUCCUCAUCGCAAGUACAGAACUCUUCUUUGCAAACAGUCAAGGUCAAUCCACCCAUUCAACAAAACUAUGUUACUCCUUUGCAAGUUACAAUAAGCAAAUCUCAUACUAAUCCUGUUGUUCGCCUGACCAGCAGUCCCCAGAUCUCUUCCACAUCACCCAUUAUCAAGACACCUGAAAAAACAGUUGGUUACCGACCACCUUCUUCACCUUCUCCAGGGAGCAGCCAGCAUGCACCAGUAUCUCGAACAGCUGCCUCUUCUACCUCUAGUAACUUAAUGUCAAAAAAUGUUUGCGCUCAUUCAAAUCCAGGUUUUAAGUCCCCUUAUACUAUGGCUCCUUCGCCCAGUUCUUCCAGUUCAUGUUCUCCUGUCCCCCAGAGUACGCCACAUCAUAAACUGGCAAGUGGGAUGAACAUUGGACGUCCUUCACCCACAGUUAGCCCAAUACCUUCUGGUCGAGGUACAGCAAUUCUUCAGGGAGUGAGAAACCCUUCUGCACCACCCAAGAUUCCUAGCUCCUCUCCCAAAUUAGUGUCACCUGUUAACAGGCAGCCAAGCUCCUCUCCAAAAAUACCUGUAUCUUCUCCAAUACCGUCUCCUGUCCCUUCUCCAAAACUGUCCAGUCCACCUCCAAAAAUACAAAGCCAAUCUCCAAAACCACCUAACCCACCUAUGAAAACCCCCAACCCAUCUACCAAGUCAGUGAACUCUACACACCCUGGGCCUGUUAAGGCCACCAUUUCCAGCUCUGUUAUAAAUGUGCCUAUCAGCAGAGCCAAUCAAAAUUCAAAUGUUUCAAAUAGGACUCAUAUUUCUGGGGCAUCAGGGAGCGGAGCCCUGGGUGCUACUAAACAGCCUAUGCCUCACAGACAACCAUCUGCCUCAGGGUCUCCUAUUGCAGCAGCUACUGUACAGUCUGCCACAGCAUCUCUCCUUGCAAAUACAGCACCGUUGACGCUCAUGACAUCACCGCUAUCCGUAACAAACCCAAAUGUGACGACAAGCCCUCUUGGUCCAUUUGGCAUGUUGGGCGGACUGGUACCGGUCACCAUGCCUUUCCAGUUUCCUCUGGAACUGCUCAACUUUGGGAGUGACACUGCUGGUGCAGUAACAUCCCCAGGUUCUACCUCAGCAGCUUUCCACCACAAUAUCACACAGAAUUUACUAAAAGGAUUACAGGCCACCCCUACGCACACACCUACCAUCUCCCACUCCGCUUUGCCUCCUCACAUGCAACAAGGGUACACAGAUGCAGCUCAAAGUAAAGGGGACUCCAAAUUGCAGCGUAAAAACCCAUGACAACUGAUCAGUUGAUCUAAGUGGACAAGUAAAUUUAAAAAUGAUUCUUCUGGUUGGCUUGGACAGUCUUAUCAGAAAGUGCUUUGCCGUCAGAAAAAGCUGCCGUGUGCUGUCUGUUUACAUUAAUCCUAAGCACUGUGGAGAGCGGAAGAAUACUUGAUCCAAGCAGGAGGAAGAAGGCAGCAGGAAACUGUCCAUGAGCAUGGUGCUAUCAAGCCACAAAGGAUUUCUUCUAGGGCGAGUGAUAGAUGGGGGACAAUGCUUCCCUCCGUAACCUUAAAUAAUCACUGGGCUAAAUGAUUGUUUUAUAUUUAUUUUUCUUGCAGGUAUCAUAGAGCAUAAACCACAUGAAGUGGCUAUGUUUGCAUUCCAUUCUAUAUUAAUGAAAUUGAAGAAUAAGGUUGCUGGAGAAACAUAGUUACAAAUAAAAUGCAGAACACACCUUUCGCCCCCUGUCAAGAAACUUAAAUUUGUGGAUUUUCACAAAUCUUUAUUUAAUUCAAGUGGGACUUUAUUUUCGGUUUUCAAAUGGUUUAUAAGCAUAAUUAAUUAAUUGCCUUAUUUUUUAUUUAACUGUUAAAACUUUUAAAAUUCAUGUAGGAUUAAAGUUUUAAAAAAUUUCUUGCACAAAGGUUCGAAAUGAUAGUCUUGGGAAGUUUAAACUUUUGCAAUUUUUUUUAUUUUAUUUUUAUAGUAGAUAACUUUUUGUGGUAGGGAGCAUUUAAAUUAAAUCAUGUGUAACAGUAAACUUUCCAUUGAUUUUCCUAGAACUUCAUCAGGCUUUCAUCAAGAAAUACUAAAAGCAUUUAUAAGGUGGUGCAGGUGGCAUUUCGAUAUAAAAAGUAUUACGUGAAAAAAAAAUUAAAUAUGCUGUUUCCACCAGUGUUUAAUACUUGAAGAUAUUUUCUUUCUGAAUGUUUAUAACAAUUGAGAUGAUAUUGCACACACUUAAAAAUUUUAAAAAAUUGUUUCCUGUAAA